UUCCGGUUCCGCAUGCGCAUCGACCAGGGCCACGUAUUGUGGAACAACAUAAUCAAGUUUUGGUAGUCGAAGCCGGCUGAAUGUCAAGAUGCCUCUUCGACUUGAUAUCAAGCGGAAAUUAUCAGCACGGUCCGAUCGAGUUAAGAGUGUAGAUUUACAUCCCACAGAACCAUGGAUGUUGGCAAGUUUAUACAAUGGGAAUGUCCAUGUGUGGAAUCAUGAGUCCCAGCAACUUAUUAAAUCGUUUGAGGUUUGCGAUUUACCUGUGAGAUGUUCCAGAUUUGUUCCCAGAAAAAACUGGGUCAUCACCGGCUCAGAUGACAUGCAGAUCCGAGUGUUUAACUACAACACGCUGGAGCGAGUCCACCAGUUUGAGGCUCACUCAGAUUACAUCAGAAGCAUUGCUGUCCACCCCACCCAGCCAUUCAUCCUCAGCAGCAGUGAUGACAUGCUGAUCAAGCUGUGGGACUGGGACAAGAAGUGGGCCUGUAACCAGGUGUUUGAGGGACACUCCCACUAUGUCAUGCAGAUCGUCAUCAACCCCAAAGACAAUAACACCUUCGCCAGUGCCUCACUGGACCGAACAGUCAAGGUUUGGAAUCUGGGAUCAAACACACCUAAUUUUACUCUGGAGGGACAUGAAAAGGGAGUGAACUGUGUAGACUACUAUUCAGGAGGAGACAAACCUUAUUUGAUCUCUGGAGCUGAUGACAGACUUAUCAAAAUCUGGGAUUACCAGAACAAGACCUGUGUGCAGACUUUGGAGGGACACGCCCAGAACAUCUCAGCCGUGGCUUUCCACCCUGAGCUCCCCAUCAUAAUGACCGGCUCAGAGGAUGGUACAGUAAGGAUCUGGCAUGCCAACACAUACCGACUGGAAAGCACGCUGAAUUAUGGGCUGGAAAGGGUGUGGGCCAUUGCUGCCCAGAAAGGCUCCAAUAAUGUUGCUCUGGGUUAUGAUGAAGGAAGUAUCAUUAUUAAGCUUGGCCGAGAGGAACCAGCCAUGUCAAUGGACAGCAGUGGAAAGAUCAUCUGGGCCAAGCACUCGGAGAUACAGCAGGCCAACAUCAAGGCUAUUGGAGACCAGGACGUGAAGGAUGGAGAGAGGCUCCCUCUGGCGGUGAAGGACAUGGGCAGCUGUGAGAUCUACCCCCAGACAGUUGCCCACAACCCCAACGGCAGGUUUGUGGUGGUGUGUGGGGAUGGCGAGUACAUCAUCUACACGGCCAUGGCACUCAGGAACAAGAGUUUUGGCUCUGCCCAGGAGUUUGUUUGGGGCAGUGAUUCUUCAGUGUACGCCACCAGAGAAUCCACCAGUUCAGUUAAAAUCUUCAAAAACUUCAAGGAACAAAAGGCAUUCAAACCAGAAUUUGGGGCUGAAGGUAUUUAUGGAGGAUUCCUAUUGGGCACACGGUCAGUGAGUGGCCUGGCAUUUUAUGACUGGGAAUCCACAGAGCUCAUACGACGAAUAGAAAUAACACCAAAAAACGUGUACUGGAGUGAGAAUGGAGAGCUGUGUUGUAUCACUACAGACGAGUCGUUCUUUGUCCUGAAAUACAACCCGGAGGCCGUGGAAAAAGCCCAGGGCAAUAGGGAAGAGAUCGGAGAGGACGGGAUUGAGGAAGCGUUUGAUGUGGUGGGAGAGAUUGAUGAGACGGUGAAGACUGGUGUGUGGGUGGGAGACUGCUUCAUCUACACCAACAGUGUCAACCGGCUCAACUACUACGUGGGCGGGGAAAUCGUCACAAUAGCUCACCUGGAUAGAAUGAUGUAUUUGCUUGGUUACAUUCCAAAAGACAAUCGCCUGUACCUCGGAGACAAGGAACUCAACAUUGUCAGUUUCUCACUCCUCGUCUCGGUGCUGGAGUACCAGACAGCUGUCAUGAGAAGAGACUUUGAGACCGCAGAUAAAAUAUUACCAAUGAUUUCUAAAGAACACAGAUCAAGGGUUGCCCAUUUCCUGGAGAAACAGGGCUUUAAAUCCCAAGCGUUAGCUGUGACAUGUGACCCAGAACACAAGUUUGAGCUGGCCAUACAAUUAGGAGAUCUUAAAACCUGCUAUCAGAUCGCCAAAGAAGCAGAGUCAGAGCAGAAGUGGAAGCAGCUUGCAGAGCUUGCGAUCAGCAAGUGUGAGUUUGGUCUUGCCCAGGAGUGCCUCCAUCAAGCCAGUGACUUUGGGGGUCUCCUGCUGCUGGCCAGCUCUGCUGGGAACGCCCAGAUGGUGGCCAAGCUCGGGGACACGGCUCAAAAAGCCGGCCAGAACAACGUCGCCUUCGUCUCACACUUUGUCCUUGGAAGACUAGAGGAGUGCCUGGAGGUGUUAAUUAACACAGGACGUCUUCCGGAGGCCGCCUUCUUCGCCAGAACAUACCUUCCUAGUCAAGUGUCAAGAGUGGUGGAGUUGUGGAGAGAGCAUUUAGCAAAAGUCAACAAGAAGGCCGCCAACUCUUUGGCUGAGCCCCAGGAAUAUGAGAACUUGUUCCCAGACUGGAAGAAUGCCCUCAAGACCGAGGCUUAUCUCAAACCACAGAGGCAGCGUGCAAUCCCGGCGGACAAAUUCCCACGUGUCCCACCAAAUCACGAGAGGGUCCCUGUGGAUGAGAUGCAGCAGGCCGAGGAGCAGGGCUCGUUCACAUUCGUCCGCGGACCAGGCGAUGAUGAUGAUGAUGAUGCAGGGGACGACUUUGAACAGGCCCCCGACACGACUGAACAAAGUGUCAGGGCGCCCUCACCCCUACCACAGAAGAAGGAAAUGGCACCCCCAGAUCCUGCCCCGAGUAAAACAGAAAUGGAUGACAUAGAGAAGGAGUUGGAGUUAGAUCUAGAAAACAUGAACAUUGACAAUGUGGACACCUCAGACCUCCCUUCUGCUGACCAGGACAUUAAUUUGGAUGAGGAGGACCUUUUGGAAGAUUAAAUCUUCUGUGUGUGGAUUCAUUUUAUUCUGAGGACCCGAUUCAAGCUGUGAUUUGUGGAACUAUUUUCACUGGGUAGAACCAGUGACCAACAAACCUUCACCCCGUGUAAGACUGUUUUAUUUCACUAAAACAGCUCCCCACCCCCUGCUGAGAGGGGGAGGGGUUUCAAAUGGAAGCGUCCUCUCUCACGGUUUCAUUACUCCUAUUGUGUUGUUACAUGGACAUCUUUUAUUAGCUGAUGGAAGAAAGUUAAGAAGGAGGAUUCAUUAUAUUAAGAAUGAAAGGUCAUUCAACCAUGAAAUAUUGUGACUUAUUAAAUUAUGGUGUAUUGUUUUAAGUAUAGGGAAGUGCUCCAAUGUGUACUAAAUUUAUAUUUAUUUCAAAGAUUUGUCUUUGAAAGAAAAAAUAAAAGCUUAUGAUUAUAGAA
Messenger RNA from Magallana angulata, 3345 nucleotides. RefSeq names its product coatomer subunit beta'-like. NCBI's taxonomy places the organism in Eukaryota, Metazoa, Mollusca, Bivalvia, Ostreida, Ostreidae. The record is from RefSeq and is a predicted model, not a curated record. Bases 89 to 2917 code for a protein of 942 amino acids. Gene Ontology annotation, molecular function: protein binding; structural molecule activity. The transcript has 21 exons. Gene Ontology annotation, biological process: intra-Golgi vesicle-mediated transport; retrograde vesicle-mediated transport, Golgi to endoplasmic reticulum; endoplasmic reticulum to Golgi vesicle-mediated transport. Gene Ontology annotation, cellular component: COPI vesicle coat.